UUUUUUGUUAAAUUAGAAGUGCUAUUGUAGACUAAUUUUAAUUGGCGUCUAAAGUUUUAGGAUAACACUGGAAGGAAAAUGUCCAGCCUCUGGGAUUUUGCUCUAUGUCCAAAUGCCUGAAAAAGAUGAAUUAAAGACCAACAGACAUUGCAAUCAUCUCUGAUAUUUGCUAAAUAAAGUACUGCUCUUGGAAGAACUGCAGAGUUUUAAGGAAAUACAAGAACUCUUGAAGCCAUCUCUGACAAUGUGCACUCUUUUCUGGUGUUCCAAAGCCCUGUUUCUACUGAUGUUUUGCAGGUUAAUGAAAAUGUCCACAGCUGAAGGAAAAGGUGAAAUUCUUCCUCCAACUAUACAGAAAAUAAUGAAGGGAUACAACAAGUACCUACGUCCAUUUUUUGAUAACGGUCCUGUCUCAAUAGGAAUGAGUAUGGAUAUAGCAAGCAUUGAUACAAUAUCAGAAAUAAACAUGGAUUACACAGCUACCAUAUUUCUUAGACAACGAUGGACUGAUGAACGACUUUGUUUUCAGGGUAAUAAGAGUUUAAGCUUAGAUGGUCGUCUUGUAGAAAUGCUUUGGGUACCAGACACCUUCAUAGUAGACUCAAAGAAAUCUUUUCUUCAUGAUAUCACUGUUGAAAAUCGUCUAAUAAGAAUAUAUCCCAAUGGAACAGUCCUUUAUGCCAUACGGAUAACUGCAACUGUUGCAUGUAGUAUGGAUUUGACCAAAUACCCUAUGGACAAGCAGACAUGUACCUUGCAACUGGAAAGCUGGGGCUAUAAUAUCAAUGAUGUCCAGUUUUACUGGACCAGAGGAAAUGAUUCAGUUCGAGGCUUGGAGACACUCCGGUUGGCACAAUAUACAGUAGAAGAUCAUUUUACUUCAGUAUCUGAAGCACUCUAUGAAACAGGACGCUAUCCAAAGUUAGUAUUCCAUUUUGACCUCAAGAGGAACAUCUUGUAUUUCAUACUAGAGACAUACGUACCAUCCAUCUUGCUAGUUGUACUCUCCUGGGUAUCAUUCUGGAUAAGCCAAUCAUCAGUUCCUGCCAGAAUCUGUAUAGGUGUCACAACAGUGCUUACCAUGACCACUCUCAUGAUGGGAGCCAGGACUUCACUUCCUAAUGCUAAUUGCUUCAUAAAGGCAAUUGAUGUAUACCUUGGUAUUUGUUUUAGUUUCAUCUUUGGGGCUUUGCUGGAGUAUGCUGUGGCUCAUUUCUGCACUCUUCAUCGUUCCAAUUUGAGGGUACACACAAAGGAUGAGGAUGAAGAGGUUGAAGAAGAGAUUAAUGGAGUACUGGCAACAAUUGCAAACAGUUGUAAUGUCUCUGACAAGAUUAACAAGGUUGAUUCAAAGCAAAACAUCAAUACCAGCAGUAACAGAAAAGAGGAGAAAAGUAAACACAGUGGGUGUAGUUCACCAAUGACAGUGAUGAAAAGACUCUUCUGUAUCUCUGACUGUUUCUAUGUUAAAAACCCAUACCACAUAGACAACUAUGCCAGACUCUCUUUCCCAUUAUCAUUUAUCAUAAUAAAUGUAUUUUACUGGGUGUAUUAUUUGUAUUUCUAAGUAUUUUAAACUAUAAAACUGUCAUGUAAAUGAAGGUAAGACAUAAUGAGUACAGUUGGGAAAGUUGCAUUGGUUUUGUCAAAAUAACAUUUUUAUUUUACAAUGCAGUAUGGUUAGGGCCCUACCAAAUUCAUGGUCAUAAAAAUG
This is a messenger RNA of Trachemys scripta elegans, 1714 nucleotides long. Its product is annotated as gamma-aminobutyric acid receptor subunit pi-like. The record is from RefSeq and is a predicted model, not a curated record. Gene Ontology annotation, cellular component: membrane; GABA-A receptor complex; synapse. Gene Ontology annotation, molecular function: GABA-A receptor activity; neurotransmitter receptor activity; extracellular ligand-gated monoatomic ion channel activity. The coding region runs from base 245 to 1567 and encodes 440 amino acids. The transcript has 10 exons. Gene Ontology annotation, biological process: regulation of membrane potential; nervous system process; chemical synaptic transmission. NCBI's taxonomy places the organism in Eukaryota, Metazoa, Chordata, Testudines, Emydidae.